AUGUUUAAGAGUCGAGGUGAUAGCAAUAUUGUUUAUAAAUGUACUGUGAGACUACUAGAAGAUACUGAAAUAUUAGAAUGCGAAUUUCACCCAUCUUACAAGGGCAAAUUCCUGUUAGAACAUGUUUGCCAACAAUUGAAUCUGACUGAAACUGAUUACUUUGGCCUCCGAUAUGUGGAUGGAAACGGUCAAAGGCAUUGGUUGCAUUUAGCCAAAGUUAUAUUGAAACAAGUGAAAGAUGCCUCACCAAUAUUAUUUAGUUUUCGGGUAAAGUUCUAUCCUCCAAAUCCUUUACUAUUGAAGGAGGAUGUAACGAGAUUUCAAAUAUAUCUCCAGUUGAAACGUGAUUUACUCCAUGGCCGAUUAUAUUGUACUGCAAAUGAAGCAGCAAUGCUCGGAGCGCUUAUAAUACAAAUCGAACUUGGCGACUACGACCCGAAUAUUCACGUUGGUAACUAUGUUACGGAGAUGAAGAUAUUGUUAAGACAAACAGACGCUAUUGAGGCCAGGAUACAGGAGCUGCACCGUGAGUCUAUAGAGGGCGCCACCGGCGGCGGCGCGUGUACGGACGGUGGGGUCCGAGGCUUAUCAACACAGGAGGCCGAGCAGACCUUCCUACGUAUAGCAUGUACACUGGACACUUAUGGAGUGGACCCUCACCCUGUUAAGGACCAUCGCGGUAACCAACUGUAUUUGGGCAUCAAUCACAGCGGGAUCCUAACAUUCCAGGGCAGUCGGAAGACACAUCACUUUAAGUGGGCCGAAGUACACAAGAUAAACUUCGAGGGCAGAAUGUUUAUAGUGCAUUUAAAUUACCCUGAGAAGAAGCAUACAGUUGGUUUCAAGUGUCCGAGCGGAGCCGCGUGCCGUCACGUGUGGUGCUGCGCCAUAGAACAAAUGCUGUUCUUCACGCUGGCGUCUUCUUCAGAAGCAUGUGUGUACUCGGGCGGAGGUCUGUUUUCCUGGGGAACUAAAUUCAAGUAUGCAGGAAGAACUGAGAGGGAAAUAUUAGAAAGAGAUGGACUACUGGCUACUAAUAGAGAUGAUCAGGAGGAAGGUUCCAGUGUGGGUGGGAAGAGAAAAGCAUCAAGUGUUCCAGCAACCCCCUCUACACCAAUGACUGGAGAUUUUGGUUACUCAAGCCUGCCACGGUCGACUCACAGUGCUCCAUUAGAAGAAAGUCAAGUGGACGGUGACCUGUGUGACGGAGGCUGUCUGUUGGGAGGACCCGCUGUGGACAUAGCACUGGCCUGCUGCGAUCACCUCAGACAUAGUGAUGAUAAACAACCGUGUCCCGAAUAUAGUCCCCGCGAUCCGUUCGACCAUUCGUCGAGUGAGUCAGCGGCGACCACCCACGUGACCUACGUGUCCCAGACGUCUCACGCGGCGGAGGAGUGGCGUCCGCCGGCCCUGCAGCCUCCGCCGCGGCCCUUCAGCCUCCUCAGGGCGUUCGUACCAUCCUUCUUAUUCGUGUGCCUCUUGCUCUCACUAGCUAUCCUCCUACUAUUCGAAACCGACUGGCCCCUACUGCGGCCUCUCAAACGCAAACCCGAACUUGUCUCGCUUCGACACCACUACUACGCGCCCCUAAAGGAAUAUCUGAAGAAGAAAAUCGUGGAGCUGUUCUGA
Molecule: messenger RNA, 1629 nt
Organism: Danaus chrysippus (African queen)
Lineage: Eukaryota; Metazoa; Arthropoda; Insecta; Lepidoptera; Nymphalidae
Source: the annotation of a GenBank genome assembly